This is a messenger RNA of Glycine soja, 1301 nucleotides long. RefSeq names its product probable disease resistance protein RPP1. The record is from RefSeq and is a predicted model, not a curated record. The transcript is spliced from 4 exons. Gene Ontology annotation, biological process: signal transduction. Lineage: Eukaryota; Viridiplantae; Streptophyta; Magnoliopsida; Fabales; Fabaceae. Bases 374 to 1132 code for a protein of 252 amino acids.
UGCGUUUUUGAGCUUCCGUGGUUCAGAGACACGCCACCAUAUAGCUGCUUCUCUCUACAAAGCUCUCCUAAGAGAAGGCGUUCAUGCCUUCACAGAUGAUCAAAGUCUCAACAGAGGCGAACAAAUACAACCCGCGCUGUUUAAUGCUAUUGAAGGGUCUCGUGUUUUCUAUGUGGUCAUCUCCAAGGGCUAUGCUUCCUCUAUUUGGUGCUUGCAAGAACUAGCACGGAUCUGCUACUGCGUUGAAACUUCGGCCAGACGUGUUCUGCCUAUUUUUUAUGAUGUUGAUCCAUCAGAGGUGCGAAAACAGAUUGGAUGUUUUGGGAAAGCCUUUGCGAAACACGAAGAAAGACUCAGAGGAGAUAAAGAGACGAUGGAGGAAGUGCAGAGAUGGAGAGAAGCUCUCACACGUGUGGCCAAUCGAUCUGGUUGGGUUAUUGGAAAUGAGUCAUACUGUGUACACAUUCCAGAAAUGGUUCGAAAGAAACACUUGUCCCUGCUUCCUUCAACUUCUGGAAUUGCAUUGGCUUCUAGCACCAUCAUCCAUGCAAUAAGGACAUAUGAUGUGUUUGUGAGCUUCCGCGGUUUAGACACACGCAACAAUUUCGCUGCUCUUCUUCUUCAAGCUCUCCAUAGGAAUGGUAUUGAUGCCUUCAAUGAUAAUGUACACGUUAUGAAAGGUGAAUUCAUUGAAUAUGAGCUGUAUAAAGCCAUUGAUGGGUCUCGCAAUUUCAUUGUGGUCUUCUCAAAGAACUAUGCUUCCUCAACUUGGUGCUUGCGCGAACUAGCACGGAUCUGCAAGAACAUUGAAACAUCAACAAGACGAAUUCUACCUAUUUUUUAUGUUGUUGAUCCAUUAAAGGUGCAAAAGCAGAGUGGAUGUUAUGAGAAAGCCUUUCUGGAUCACGAAGAAAGAUUCAGAGUAGCUAAAGAGAGGGAGCAAGUAUGGAGAUGGAGAAAAGCUCUGAAACAAGUGUCACAUCUCCCUUGUUUGCAUAUCCAAAAUGAGCUACAUCAUUUACAACAGGCAGAGAUCGAAGAAAUUCUUCAAGAGAUAAUAAAUAUAUUGAAUUUCAAAUCUUCAAGUCUUCCAAAUGAUGAUCUAGUUGGGAUGAAAUCUCUUGUCAAAUAACUAUACUUACAUAAAAUUAUUGUUUUGGUUGUCAUGGGAUACUUGUGUUGGAUAUGAUUCGUUUUCUUUUGGAUGUAAUGUUUACCAUAGGAUGAUACAAUUUCUGAUCCUUUUUAUGAAACUUAAACAAAGCCUUUGAAUUUUAUGUCUAAUAAGCUUUUUCUUAUUU